This is a messenger RNA of Neltuma alba, 1161 nucleotides long. RefSeq names its product caldesmon. The transcript has a single exon. NCBI's taxonomy places the organism in Eukaryota, Viridiplantae, Streptophyta, Magnoliopsida, Fabales, Fabaceae. The coding region runs from base 74 to 946 and encodes 290 amino acids. The record is from RefSeq and is a predicted model, not a curated record.
UUGCUCACCAAACAGCUUCACACUCUUCUCUCAUCAUAUACUAUAUAUCUACCUCUCUAGCUAGCUAGCUAGCAUGUCCAAAACACCAUAUCUAAUGGGGGAUUCGAUGGUGAAAUCCUUCAAAGCAAAAGACCAUACCCGUAAAGCUAAAGGCUUCACUUUCAUGGCCUCUGUCUUCUUCUUCUUCAUCUGUACCUCUAUCUUCUAUAUUCUGAACCACUCUCCCAACACUCUUACCAGUCUCUUGAACAACAACAUCUUCUGGUUUUUCAUGUCCAACACUCUCAUCCUCAUCAUAGCUGCUGACUACGAAGCUUUCUCUUCUUCUUCUUCCAAGACCAAUCAAGAUCAUUAUUACGAAGAGUAUGUCAAACACAGCCAAGCCAGAAAUUAUAAUCACUAUGUCACCUCAUCUUAUGUCGUCCCCACCUCCAAAUACGAACAAGUUGAUGAAAAAACUUGUGUCAUCGUCCCCGCCCAGCAAGAGCUGCUUCAGGAGGAGGAGGAGGAGAAAGAAAGUGUGGUUGAUCACGAUAGUGAAUCUGUUCCAGAACGUGUGCUUGAAAUCGUACCACAAAAUGACCUCAAGAAAUCACCACCAACACCACCACCAUCGACUGAGGAUAAACCAGUACAAGAUUAUAGUAAUAAUAUUAAAGCCUGUGAGGAGAAAACAUUAUACCCAGCUGGAAGAGCUGUGGGAAGAAGUAAAUCCGAUAGGUAUGGCCAUGUUAAGCGAGUGGUGAUUGACGAGAGAAAGAACAGAGUGAUUAGAAGGGCAGAGACGAUGAAAGUAGAGGAAGCAAGAGUAGAAGAAGAGAAUAAUGAGUUCUCAAGUAUGUCAAAUGAGGAGCUAAAUAGAAGAGUGGAGGAGUUUAUUCAGAGAUUCAACAGGCAGAUGAGGCUUCAGGCAGUUAGGAAUAGUAUUGUUCAUGAAGCUUAUUGAUCAGUAGAUCUUCUAAGUGUUAGCUAGCUACUAGAAUCCUAUGAGAGAAGUUAGGAAAUAUGGUGUUCCAAGAUUUUUGCUGUCCUUUGGCCCUUGUACUUUUCUUGUAUCUGUUGUCCUUUGGCUAAAUAGUAUAGUUUAUAUGUUUUGGACCUUACUACAAUGAGAGCCUUUAUAUAAUCAGUCAUAUCUUUUCUUGGGGCAUAAUUUUUCUA